Messenger RNA from Penicillium paradoxum, 1476 nucleotides. Its product is annotated as MFS transporter. Gene Ontology annotation, molecular function: transmembrane transporter activity. The coding region runs from base 1 to 1476 and encodes 491 amino acids. The transcript is spliced from 7 exons. Gene Ontology annotation, biological process: transmembrane transport. The record is from RefSeq and is a predicted model, not a curated record. NCBI's taxonomy places the organism in Eukaryota, Fungi, Ascomycota, Eurotiomycetes, Eurotiales, Aspergillaceae.
AUGAGAGAUCAAAGCAAGCCCCAGGAAACAAGCAUCGAUGUGCUGCCCUCUGGAUCUUCGUCAUCGAACAGUGCAUCAAACGCCAGCUUGCUGAAGAUAGUGGACUGGAAUGGCCCCGACGACCCCGAAAAGCCAAUAAACUGGCCUCGAAGCAAGAAGAACAAAAUCCUUGGCGCAGUGUGUCUAAUGCGUUUCACUACUCCACUUGCAUCGUCUAUGAUGGCUCCCGCAUUGUUGCAGAUAGAAGCCGAGUUUGAAGGCACAUCAUCAAUGGUCAUGAACUUUGCGUUGUCUAUCUAUAUUAUUGGAUUCGGAAUAGGACCACUUAUACUGGCGCCCCUCUCGGAAAUCUACGGUCGCAACAAAAUCUACCAUGGUGGCAAUGUGUUAUUUACAAUCUGCACAGCAUGCUGUGGGGUUGCGCCAAAUGCUACUUCAUUCCUCAUCUUUCGAUUCCUUUCUGGUCUUAUGGGCGGUGGCCCAUUGACAAACGGCGGUGGGACUGUUGCGGAUCUGAUCCCUGUCCAUGAGCGCGGGUUCAUAAUGAGCGUCUUUAGUCUCAGCAUGCUGUUGGCUCCUAUCCUAGGGCCUGUGGGUGGUGGAUUUCUUUCUGAAGCGGUCGACUGGCGAUGGAUUUUCUGGCUGCUGACUAUUAUGAGUGGUAUCACUGCUAUUGUCGGCUUUGUCUUUCUACGCGAAACCUACGGUCCAACACUACUUGAGCAAAAGGCUGCCGAGCUACGCAAACAAAGCGGAGAUCCCAAUAUCCAAUCUGCAAGCAAGUCGCCGCUACCACUGCAGAAACUACUUGUCCUGGCUAUUAUGCGUCCGCUGCGGCUUCUCUGCACUAGCCCGGUGAGCAUUGCUAUGGCACUUUAUAUGGGCCUUAUCUUCGGCAUCAUAUACCUGUUGUUCACCUCAUACACCGUGGUCUUUCAAGAGCGAUACGGCUUUAGCCAAGGCCUUGCUGGGCUCACUUAUCUUGGAAUGGGACUAGGAUGUACUACGCAACUGUUUCUGGGCCAUUGCAGUGACAAAAUUCAUACCAAACUGACUGAGCGUCACGGUGUGGAAAGGCCUGAAUACCAUCUUCUUAUGUUAAUCCCUGCUGCGAUAUCAUUGCCAAUUGGGCUCGUAAUCUACGGCUGGACAGCUCAGUAUCACGUUCACUGGAUUGUGCCACUAAUUGGAACGUUUUUCAUUGGUGUUGGCUUCUCAAGCUCAAUGACUAGCGUGCAGACAUAUUUGAUUGGUGCUUUCACCGCAUACUCUGCAAGCGCUCUCGCCGCGAACAACGUCGUGCGUAGCCUGAUCGGCGGUGUGGUGCCUCUUUCAGGCCCCGAAAUGUAUGGAAAGCUGGGUCUCGGCUGGGGGAAUACCAUGUUGGCUCUGUUGGCUCUGGUGUUUGGGCUCGCUCCACUAUGGUUCUAUCGGUCUAAGGCACCGCGAAAUAGGACCAAAACCUCGCCCGUUUGA